AUGAUUUCCAUCUUCCAAGCGGCGUUGCUAGCCGUUGUGACCUACACUUCCUCGCAGAUAUUGAUGUUGUGUUGGAAUUUGGGCAAGCAGGUGCAGCAGGCUAGAGCCAGCGGGCUGCGGUACUGCCUUUCUCCAGUUCACGUCAUGAACGUCGCGUACUGGUUUCUACUCACCCCGAUCGUCGCCCUGGACGGUUCGAUAUCCAUGAAAACUCUACAAAAAUGGGCACCAUGGACGGCCAUCUUCCGCAUCUGGCAAGCAGGUUACUCCAUUUUCCGCGACCUCGGCACUGACUCCUUCUUCCUCUGCUCACCCUCCGGCCCCAUGCUCAUGACCUGUGACGUGCACCUCGUCAAGCAGGUGCUGAUGCGCGCGCACGACUUUCACGCCCCCGUCGAGGUUCUCGGGCUCUACAACAUCUACGGUCCGACGCUGGCCGCGAGCGAGGGCGAGCAGUGGCGCCUGUACCGGAGGAUCACGACGCCCUUCUUCAAUCAGAAGACGUACGGAAAAGUCUGGAAGGAUAGUCUGGAGAAGACCGAGCGCCUGUCAGCACAGUGGAGCCAUGGGAACGACGACGCGCAGAUUGCGGAUGUCAAGGAACAGCUCAUGUCGAAGCUGAACCUGCGCAUCAUCGCUAAAAUCUUCUACGACCAGGAGCUGCGGUACGAUGCGGAAAAUGCGAUGAAGGACGUUGCGCCUGUGGGGCACGUGCUGACGUUCAGCGAGGCCAUCAAUGCCGUGCUGUCGAAUCUUGCAACCGUUUUCAGCAUACCCAAGUGGCUGCUAGCCAGGUCGCCGUUUGAGUCGCACAAGAAGGCGUAUCAGGGCUUCGUGGAAUGGCAACAGUACAUGCUUGAGAUGCGGAACUCGGUGCAAUCACGACUUGAUUCGGCGAAACAGAAGGAAGAGCCUUAUUUCCUAGAGUCCCUCGUCAUCUCAAGCGACGCCGCGUCCAGCCGCGACGGCAUCCGCCCCCUGACUGAAGCAGAGGUACUAGGCAACAUGUUCUUCUACGUCAUGGCUGGCUUUGACACCACCUCCACCACGCUCUCCUUCGUCUUUCUCCUUCUGGCCAUCUACCCCUCCGCCCAAACCCUGCUACAGCAGGAUCUCGACCGUGUCCUCGGCUCCAGAGCCACAUCCGCGUGGGACGCCAACAAGGACGUUCCCGAACUCCUCAACGGCUACCUUGGCGCCGUUAUCAGCGAGACCCUGCGUCUCUACCACCCCGUUGCGUGGUACGCCCGCAAGACGGUCCGCGACACAACCGUCACCACCGCCAGCGGCGCCAUCUGUCGAAUUCCAAAGGAAACCAUCAUUAUUAUCGACGUUGCAGCCAUCGGGCGGCAUCCCGGCUACUGGUCCCCUUCAACCUCCCCCGGAGAUGACACCAGCAUAGAACAGUCCCCCGCACGUGACUUCGAUCCUGUCCGCUGGCUCAAUCCCACCGAUAAUGCGGCCGCCUUCCCCUUUUCCGCCGGCCACCGCAUGUGCCCUGGCAAGCGCUUUGCCGAGGUCGAGAUGUGCGCCAUCUUGGCGCGGGUCUUCAGCCAGUUUUCGCUGCGGCUUGAGGCGGACCCGGCGGAUGUGCUGAAAGCGGAGGGACCGACGGGGCAUGGGACGCCACAGUUGGAGGAGCUAUCGAGGGAGCGGGCGAUGAGGGCACUUUAUGAGGGCAUGGGGUUUGGGCAUGGGAUUUAUCCAAAGGUGCAUGUGCCGUUCAGGAUUGUGCCGCGGGGCAAGGCAGGGUGA
Messenger RNA from Pyrenophora tritici-repentis Pt-1C-BFP, 1755 nucleotides. Its product is annotated as CypX, Cytochrome P450. The record is from RefSeq and is a predicted model, not a curated record. Gene Ontology annotation, molecular function: heme binding; monooxygenase activity; oxidoreductase activity, acting on paired donors, with incorporation or reduction of molecular oxygen. Lineage: Eukaryota; Fungi; Ascomycota; Dothideomycetes; Pleosporales; Pleosporaceae.